AGAGCUCAGUAUGAAAAGCGAAUCAGCCGGCCAGCAUUACAUCAUUUUCUCUCACACGAAAGAGCAUGGCUUUUCUCUCUCCUCUCGGCAUAAAUACGUUCCCUUUUACAAUCCAAUCCCAAAAGAAUGGUUCUCAUUUGCAUCUGGCAACAACCCAUCAAAGAAAACCAAGUGCGCUUAAAACUCUCAAAAUCCCCAUUCCCAGAAACCAUGUAUUAAAUUUGAACACUAUGAUCCCCUUGAGGGCCCUGCAGACCCCAGAAGAAUCAUCAGGGAUUUCAGGAGUUGUAUCAGGCUUGCUUGAUCCCAUUGGAGCUUCAAUACCAACUUGGGAAUCAGCCAUUGUGUGCAAUUUGUUGAUAUUUCUGGUGGGCUUUCCAAUUCUUGUAUCUGGGUUGUCUGCUUCUGGUAUUGGGGCUGCUUUUUUGCUUGGAGUUUUGACUUGGAGGGCAUUUGGGGCCUCUGGGUUCUUGCUAGUUGCCAUCUAUUUCAUCAUUGGCACAGCCGCAACAAAGUUGAAGAUUGCGCAAAAGGAGGCUCAAGGAGUGGCUGAGCAAAGGAGAGGAAGAAGGGGCCCUGGUAGUGUUAUUGGUUCUAGUGCUGCUGGAUGCUUUUGUGCAUUUCUGUCAAUCUACGGGAUUGGUGGAUCACAACUUUCUGCACUUUGGCAACUUGGGUUUGUGGCAAGUUUUUGUACAAAGCUGAGUGAUACUGUUUCCAGUGAGAUUGGGAAGGCUUAUGGCAAAACAACGUAUCUGGUGACGACAUUGAAGGUAGUCCCAAAAGGAACGGAAGGAGCUGUGAGCUUCGAAGGGACCGUUGCUGGAUUCAUAGCUUCUGUUAUUCUUGCCAGCAUCAGUUGUUUCUUGGGCAAGAUACAUGUGGCAGAAGUAGUCAUAUGUGUGAUAGCUUCUCAGGUUGCAAACUUUGGGGAGAGUCUGAUUGGUGCUGCCUUGCAAGAAAAGGAGGGCUUCAAAUGGCUUAACAACGAUGCAGUUAAUGUUAUCAACAUCUCAAUGGGCAGUGCCCUAGCCAUUCUUAUGCAACAAUUGGUGCUUCAGAUCUAAGACCUGCCAAGUGGUAGGCUUAUUUUGCACCUUUCGGGUUCGCGGGCACUGUUUUCUUCAGAAAUAUAUGAUUAUAUAGGCAUAUAUUCAUGAAGAUUCUGAGGAAUUUAUCUGGAAAUUUAUUGAUGAAUUCAACUUUAAAUUUGCGGUGGUUUGCCUCCAGGGGGUUGGAGCUGAUUUCAAGUUUAGAACUUACUUUUUUGGUGAUCUCCAAAAUGGUAUUAAUUUAUUGGCAUUGUAUAUAACUAUGAGACGUUUAUCUUUAUUACAAGAGGUUAAAACUACUCCUAGUCAUGUUAAAUUGGAUGGCUUAGGGCAUAUCACAAAGGUAGAGGAAUUUGUUUUCUAACUUUUGACUCAGGCUAGUUACACACUUACAACUACUCGAUUUGAAAUCCGACAGAUAUCAAUGAUUGUGACU
Messenger RNA from Amborella trichopoda, 1488 nucleotides. Its product is annotated as integral membrane protein (Protein of unknown function DUF92, transmembrane). The record is from RefSeq and is a predicted model, not a curated record. Lineage: Eukaryota; Viridiplantae; Streptophyta; Magnoliopsida; Amborellales; Amborellaceae. Gene Ontology annotation, cellular component: chloroplast inner membrane.